Messenger RNA from Scleropages formosus (Asian bonytongue), 1966 nucleotides. It is a transcript of the gene riox2, whose product is annotated as ribosomal oxygenase 2. Lineage: Eukaryota; Metazoa; Chordata; Actinopteri; Osteoglossiformes; Osteoglossidae. Gene Ontology annotation, molecular function: histone H3K4 demethylase activity; histone H3K36 demethylase activity. Bases 120 to 1646 code for a protein of 508 amino acids. The record is from RefSeq and is a predicted model, not a curated record. The transcript is spliced from 9 exons. Gene Ontology annotation, cellular component: nucleolus.
GUUUUCGCGGUGACGCCUGUUAUCCGCCGCAUGGCAUGUGCGUAGAGGACUUGGAGAAUCGCUUGUCUCCUCAUCCCACCAGCCUUACCAGGUGAUAGAGAGGCGUCUUGGAGACGACGAUGCCGAGAAAAUCUGCUCGCAGGAAGGACGCCGAAGAGGAGGACGGGGUCCUUUCCAAGCAGAGAAGAGUGGACUGUGUGGAUGUCCCCUGUCCCCUUGACUUCAGCAGUCCUUCCAGCCUUUUCCAGAGCCUGAUCACCCCCCUAGAACGAGACCAGUUCUUCCAGGAGUACUGGGAGAAGAAGCCCCUGUUCCUCCAGAGGCGGGACCCAGAUGUGGCGGCCUACAGCCAGUCUCUCUUCAAGCUCUCUGAGUUGAAGGAGCUGUGUGGCUACGGCUUGGAGUAUGCCAGAGACCUCAACGUGUGCCGCUGUGUCAACGGCAAGAAGAAGGUGAUGAACAGGAAGGGCCGGGUGAUCUACAGCCAGCUGGAGAAGGACUUUAACCAAAGGAGAGCCACUAUACAGUUCCAUCAGCCGCAGCGGUUCAAGGAUGAACUGUGGCGUAUCCAGGAGCAGCUGGAGUGUUUCUUUGGCUGCCUGGUGGGUUCCAACAUUUACCUGACCCCACAGGAGUCCCAGGGGCUGCCCCCGCAUUAUGACGACGUCGAGGUGUUCAUCCUGCAGCUGGAGGGCGAGAAGCACUGGCGCCUGUACGAGCCCACAGUGCCCCUGGCACGAGAGUACAGCCUAGAGUCUGAGGAGCGUAUCGGCAGCCCCACCCAUGACAUCACACUCAAGCCGGGCGACCUGCUCUAUUUGCCCCGGGGAACGAUCCACCAGGCGGAUACGCCAGCAGGAGCUACCCACUCCACCCACCUGACCAUCAGUGCCUAUCAGAACAUGUCCUGGGGUGACUUCCUGCUCGAUGUUUUUCCAGGCUUCCUGUUUGACUCCAUGAGGAGCAACAUGAGCAUGAGGGCCGGUUUACCCAGGAAGCUCAUAAUGGAUGCCGGCCCGUUCACGGAUGUGGCCAAGCAGCUGUCGGGCUUCCUCAGGCUGCUGGCGGACAGGAUGGAAGAGGGUCGGGAGGAGUUGCGCUCUGCUGGAAUGAAGAGGGACUUCGUGUCCAACCGCCUGCCCCCUUACCUGCCAGAGGACACCGACGUCACUCAAGGUGGGGCAUUGGGCAAGAGAGGGAGAGACAGUAUUUUUCAGCCUGAUUGCCAUAGCAGUGAGGCUGACUGUUUGUUUAUCUGUGUGUGUGUGUGCGCAUGUGUAUUUGAGACAGUGGGAAGGAUGCCUGCACUGGAGGACACAGUUUUCCUGCGUUAUAAAGACCACGUAAUGGUGACUGUGGAGCCGAGCCAGGAGAGAACGGACAAGCCUGCAGAGAUGGUGGUCUAUGUAUUACACUCCCUGAAGAACAACAGGAAGACACACAUGAUGGGAGAGCGUGAUGAAGAGGACAAGGAGGACAUGUCAGAGAGCCACGGCCUCCGCUUUCCCAUCUCCCACCUGGCGGCGCUCAGGCAGCUGCACGGCGGAGAGCGCCACCCUGUGGCAGAGUUGCCCCUGUCCCUGCACUCAGAUAAACUGAGCCUGGUCCUGUCGCUGUGGAGUGAGGGACUGCUGGAAGUGUGUUAGGUCACGUGCUCACACUUUGCUCCGCUAAAUAGUCCUCCUCCACAUCGGUCUGCUUGAUACCUUGAAGCCUGUUCUGCAGUUCCACACCCUGCUGUCCGUGUGUAUGAGUGAGGAGAAAAUUAUUAGAAUUAUAAUAAUAAUGCUCAUUAAUUGUUGUACCCCACCUUACCUCUCUUAGUUUGAAUAGUAGUGGAUAUCCGCAAGCAUACAAAAACUGUAAAAUGAGUGAAUGACAGUUGUUUGCACAGUUAUUUUAUGUGAUACUAUGUAUAAACAUUAAGCAGUAUGGAAAGUGAAAAUAUUUUCAUAAAUGUUAAUCC